Molecule: messenger RNA, 561 nt
Organism: Setaria italica (foxtail millet)
Lineage: Eukaryota; Viridiplantae; Streptophyta; Magnoliopsida; Poales; Poaceae
Exons: 1
Coding region: 113-364 (83 amino acids)
Source: RefSeq, a predicted model, not a curated record
CAUCACACAAUCUUCACUCGCAGGUCACAGCACCACAGCGAUCACCAACCGAGCACUCUAGCUAAUCAUCAGGUCGUGCAAAAGCCCCCGAGAAGAAGAAGAGGAGAAGGACAUGGCGGCCGCAGUGAAGGCGUCGUGGAUGGUGGCGAUGAGCGUGGGCGCGAUGGAGGCGCUCAAGGACCAGGCGGGUCUCUGCCGCUGGAACUACGCGCUGCGCUCCAUCCACCGGGCCGCCAAGGCCAACGCCCCCAGCUUCGCGCAGGCCAAUAAGAAGUUGGCGGCGGCGUCGGAGAGGAGGCGAGCCGACAAGGCAGAGGAGGGGAUGAGGACCGUCAUGUACCUCAGCUGCUGGGGACCUAAUUAAUCGUCAUGGGUCUUGUUUCUUCAGAUUUUGAGCAACCGAGCUUGGCUUGAGACCUGGCUGGUUGCUCCUCUGCCCUGAUUGUCAAUAUGUGACGAUGAAUCGAUGAUGAUGAAAAGUUCUUCCACUUUAAUUCGGCUGUGUACGAGUGAUUCUGCUACUACACUAUCAUGCGAAUCUUGAACCUUCAAUUUCGUGAC